ACUGCGAGGUAAUCUGGUGAGUAUGAGGACCACUAUAGCCUAUAGGGAUAAAUUCAAAGUGGUCAUGGAAUACUUUGUCCGGCCUAAGCUUAGAUAGGCGAUUUCUCCACCAUCGGUUACCUUUGCAAAGAAAUGAUGAAGGCAUGGCAUUUCCUCAAGCAUCUGAACUGCACACCCGCCGCCGCCUCCCUCUCUCUUCACCUCCUACGCUCAUCCUCUUUUUCUCUCAAUCGUUACUUUCCAUCGCAUUGCUUUCUCUCUGUCCACACCACCGCUAGUGACCACUGGCCAGCACGUGGCCAAGUGACAAACGGACAUGCAAAAUUUUCCACAGCUUCUUCUUCUCUGGCAGUUCAUUCAAUGGCUUCACCUGUUCCUGUACCUGCAAAUUAUGUUUCAGUUCUAGUUCGAUGUCAUAAGGAUAAUUCAGAUAUGCUUGCAGAAGCUAUUUUAAGCUUUGGUGCAAGUUCUGUUACUAUGAAUGAAGAUGAUGUCUGUCCAGAUACUGAUGAGGUUUGUGUUAGUUCCAUUUUUCUUGAAGGUGAGGAUAUAAAUAUGAGCAUUUCACAUGCUGCUGAUUCUAUUGGUUUGAAAGAGAUACCAAGAUAUGAAGUUAAAAUUAUUGAGGAGGAUGACUGGAUGAAAGGAGCUCAGGAAUCAUUUCAUCCAGUUGAAGUUACUGAAGGCCUUUGGGUGGUGCCCAAGUGGAUUACUCCACCUGAUAUUCAAGCAAUGAAUAUAAUUCUUAAUCCUGGACUAGCCUUUGGAACUGGAGACCAUCCGACUACCAAAUUAUGUCUAUUACUCCUACAUGGCCGUAUAAAAGGAGGAGAAUACAUCUUGGACUAUGGCACUGGCACUGGAAUUCUAGCAAUUGCAGCUCUAAAGUUUGGUGCUGCCUUUGCCGUUGGAGUCGAUAUAGAUUCACAAGCAAUUGCAUCAGCAUCUGAAAAUGCUACUCUGAAUAACAUUGGACCAGACAAGCUGCAACUGCAGUUGAUUGCAAGCCAAACUUCUUCAUCCUGCAGGGAUGACUGGCCAUCUAGAGUUGUCGAGGGAGAAAAUGCUUUCGAGAUAGACAGAGUCACUCACAAGGAUAAAUAUGAUGUGGUCAUCGCAAACAUACUUUUAAAUCCUCUGUUAAAUCUUGCUGAUCAAAUUAUCUUUUCUGCAAAGCCUGGAGCAAUUAUUGGUCUCUCUGGAAUCUUAAGUGAACAGGUCCAGAACAUAUUACAAAAAUAUUCACUAUUCUUAGAAGACAUAGAAGUGUCGAAAAUGGAUGACUGGGCCUGUGUGAGUGGCAGAAAAAGAAAGAAUAUAGAUAUCUGCUGAUCGUUGCUGUAGAUGCUUUGUUUGGAGGUUUAACUUUUCUCAUCCAAUCAUUUUUUGCCGUUUUAAUGCCACCCAGAAUGUUUUACAAGAAGCAGCUUUGAACCUGCCACUGCUAGCUGCUAUUGACAUUCUCUUUUAAAUUAUCAAUGCUGCUAUGUGUUUGGCUGUAAAUGUUUAUUUGGGAAGCAGAAAUUAGAAUCAGAAGGUGUAGCUAGGCAGAAUCGCUGCCUUGAUUUUUAGGUCUUACAAAAAAACUGCAUGUGUCCUUUUGAACUUAUAUUUCUAAAUUUGAGAGAAAUGUACAUUGUCCCAAACAUUUAGAUCCAGCUACAAAUGGCCUUAA
This is a messenger RNA of Arachis ipaensis, 1675 nucleotides long. Its product is annotated as ribosomal protein L11 methyltransferase-like protein. Gene Ontology annotation, cellular component: mitochondrion. Gene Ontology annotation, molecular function: protein-lysine N-methyltransferase activity. The record is from RefSeq and is a predicted model, not a curated record. Gene Ontology annotation, biological process: peptidyl-lysine trimethylation. NCBI's taxonomy places the organism in Eukaryota, Viridiplantae, Streptophyta, Magnoliopsida, Fabales, Fabaceae.